Toxoplasma gondii ME49 is the source of this 6943-nucleotide messenger RNA. RefSeq names its product AP2 domain transcription factor AP2XII-1 (gene AP2XII1). Bases 1 to 6849 code for a protein of 2282 amino acids. The record is from RefSeq and is a predicted model, not a curated record. NCBI's taxonomy places the organism in Eukaryota, Apicomplexa, Conoidasida, Eucoccidiorida, Sarcocystidae. Gene Ontology annotation, molecular function: DNA-binding transcription factor activity. Gene Ontology annotation, biological process: regulation of DNA-templated transcription. The transcript has 9 exons.
AUGGACUCUGGAAGGGACGUGAAGGACGGGACUGCGGGCUCUAGGCCCAAGGAUGGAGGGGACGGUGUCGGAGAGACAAGAGCUUCAGGGCGCGAGAGCGAAGAGCGUUCGCUUCAGUUGGAGGCGAAUGAGUGUCCGGGUGCAGUGAUGAGUCGCAGAGAGGAUGAGGCAGAGCCGCAGAGCUCCCCAAGUUCCUCCCCACCGCGAGAGGAAGGCCCUCAGAACGUCGAUGACGCAGACACCGCAAACGGGAGCGGCGAGGCGGGUUUGCAGCGGCCGCCCCAGAAGAGGCGAUUGGAACAGGGCUUGGAAGCCGAGGCGGGGGUGGGGUCUUCUCGCGUUGAGGAAGUUGAAGCCGUUUGUCGAAAGAGACCCGCGUUUUCUGGUGUCGCAGAUGCGUUUUUGGAACGACCCGUCACGUUAAAAAACAGUUCGGAGGAGGAUGCGGCGAGACUGUCAGGUGAUGAUGCAGCCGGUGCCUCUCUUCUCUCCGUUAGGUCCGCUGGCGCGCUAACAGGAGAUUUCCCUUCGUCCUCCAGUCGCUUGCCAGCGAUGCUUUCCGGAGCAAGAGGCGAAAAUGCCGAAGAGUCCGUCAGAGACGCACACACACCUGCUCAGGAUAGCCGAGAUUCUGCACUUGCCUCGUUUGCACCGACGCUUGCACCCGGCCAAGAAUCCGAGUACACACGCGCCAAGUUAUGGAGUAUCGAGAAGGCUUUCGAUGCCUUCCUGGCAGACCAGAAGGCGAACGGACGUCGCCAGGGGUCGAGAAGCAUGCGCGAGCCAAGUCACGCGCAUCCGGGUCUAUCUGCAGAGCGCGAGACCAGCUCCGGGGCCUCCGCGGCGACCUCGGACUUGUCUCGAGAGGAUGUGGAGGAGUUGUUUCGGCAGCACGGCGUGUCGCCUCGGGAACUCGUUCGCAUGUUGAGUGGAAGGCGAGACGGUCCCGGAACUUCUCCGGAAGAGUUGAGGGCUGCUGUCGCCUGGGCUCGCCAGCUGUUCCCGGCAGCGCCCCGCUCCCCGUCCGAGCUUCGGAUGUAUCUACAGCGAGCGGUGCUGGAUCGCCAAAAGCGCCUGCGGGAGCGCUGGGGUGCAGAGGCAAAUCCCUGCGGAGAUGCCUCGGUGUAUGGCGACGAGAAGCUGCGGGAGCAUCUUUCGGACUUGAGUGCCUUCAUGCCGCAUCUAGACGCGGGGAGGGAGGUGUACAUGCAGUGGCAACGAAGCCGAGGACGCCGAGACUUCGACGCCUUCGUGCGCCCACCAGGUCUCACACCCUUCCGGGACUCAUCUUCGCGUCAAGGCGACUUCGCCGCUUCGCCUCUCUACUCGUUUUCGUCUCGAACGCCCUGGGCCUCUGCAUGCAAAGAAGCCUCGACCCCGCCAGCCGCGAAACAGCAGGCGCCGCCGCCGAGUUUGUGGAACCUCCCGAACCGGCCUCAGCCGUACACUCUCGCAGAUGUUCAGGAAGCCAUGGAGGGACCUGAAGGCGUUCUGCGAGUCGCGCGACCUCUCACGGGGUUCGGUGAGGACGCAGAAAGUCUAUCGUUCGCGUCGCUCCCCAAAGGAGCAGAGACGCUUUUCUGGUCCAGCGGUCGCGGCUUGUACUUCCUUCGUCAUCUCGAGAGAACGAAGGCUGGGGAACACGACGUCGUAGGCGAGGCAGGCGUCUGGGUCGCCGCCAGCGAAGAAGAGUUCGGGGGCUUCAUCAUCCACCGGAAAUUCAGCGUGGCGAAGUUCGGAUUCGAACGUGCAAAGAUGCUCGCUUGCCGGUGGUACAACGACAGACAAGAAGCUCGGCGAGGACAGCACGCACUUCCCCACAGAGAAAAGCCAAAGGGCAUCAUGUCAAGCGACCGACCUCUUUCGCGCGAAGCCGCUCCAGAAGCUUCCCGAUUUAGCGCGUCGCGCGCGGGCGAGUUGAGCGGCAAAGCACAAGAAGCUCCGAAAAGCACCGGCGGCACGGCUGCGGAGCAUCCGCGAGCAAGUCAAAAAUGCCGAGUGAUGGAUACCACUUGCCCGGUCCCAGGUGUCCGCUACGAUUCCAGAGAUCGCGCGUGGCUGGCCACCUGGCACGACGGUGUUCGACAGUACAAGCGGUGUUUUAGCAUCAAGAAGUACGGGUUCGCGAAGGCGAAGGAAUGCGCCAUUCGGAUGAAGAUGAGUUUAGUUGGCCAGCCGGGUGUGUCGCAGUCGGGACGGCAGGCUCCCUUUCCAGUGCGCCCGUUCACCUCGCGUGCAUGCAGUCCUCUUCAAGACUUCUUUCGCGAAGGAGACAGACGCGUGGCUGCGAGUUCGUUCUCGCUGCUUCCGAGCGGCCGCGGAGAACCUCGCGGAAGUUUGGGGAGCUCUCAAGGCGCAGACGACGAGCGCAGCAAGCCGCAGAGUUGCCGCGGGCUUGUCGAGCAGUUGCUCGCCAGGUUCCAGGACAGCGAAGGAUUCACACGCGGCCUUCCCGGCGACGACGAAAACCGGGGAAAAAGACUCUCGAAACAGGCGCAGGACGACUUCCAAAGUUGGAGGCCGCCCCCCGGCGCACGUUUUGGCUCCGCCGCCCAGGCGUCUCGACACUCGACAGACGAGGUGGGUGGGUUCGCAGGCUUCCCCGGCUUCGCGGCCUCGCACUGCGGCGAGAAGCCAGGGGGCGAGGGACCGAGCUUUUUGCAGAAAUCUGGAUUUGUGCAAGAAAACGCGUUUUCGCCACCGAGCGAGCGCUUCGAAACUGGCGUUCAUCGCAGGGUCCCGUCGCUUAGCUCGGAACUUGCGAAUCCGCAGGUCACGGAGGAAGUCGAGGAAUUUCUUUUCUCUCUCUCGACGCGCGCGCGACAGUCUCUGCUCGCGUCGCUGCGGCGCGGAGCUGAAGACUCCCGGCGCUCUGCAUGGCCAGGCGCGAGCCGAGACUGUCACACGGGGGCGGGGACGCCCGGCGGGACAGACGUAGCCGACAGGAGGGCGACGAGAGAGACGCGCAGAGACCGAGAAGGCGAGGAGAGCACCAGCGAAGAUGGAACCGUUCGCCGAGAGACAGAUGCUGGAGCUGUGUCUCCCGACGAAGUGUCGCGCGCGAACGCGGAGGAGAGAGCAGCUGGGGAGAAGACGAGAAGCAGCGAACGCAUCUGGACUGGAGAGGGGGAACGGAGUGCCGGAGACCGAGACGACAAAGGAGAGGGCGAAGGAGGCGGAGGGGUAGUCGAAGGGAGAACCGAGAAGGGUGGGGACGACGAUAAAAAGCCAGGCGAGGAAGAGAGUGCAGAGAGGGAAGAAGAACUGAAAAACGAUGCUUACGCCUACUUCACGCACCUCACCAACAGAGAGUGGGACCUACUCGACUAUCUGGACACUCUCGACUUCGAAACUGUCGACCUCGACGCCGUCAUGCCCUUCAUCAACCAGGUGCCGAAGGUGCGAGGAGUCUGUUUCGACCGGAAAGGGUUGUACUGGAUCAGCCAGUGGCACUCGCAGCAGAAGAAACACCGCGAGUGGUUCGGCGUGAAACGUCUCGGCUUCAGAAAGGCCUGGGCGCUCGCUGUCUGCGUCCGUCGAGACGCGGAGAAGGUCGAAGACGAGCCGGUCGACUACCCUAAACUUCCGGACUACGAAGAAGUAUUGGGAGUGACGUACGCACGCUUCGCGUCAGGCCGCUACUGGGUGGCACACUACAUGCGACCAGCCGCUCCCUCGUCCGGCUGUCUCGGCAGCGUGGGGAGGAAGUUGUUCCCGGUUUCGGAGUCGAGUUUUGAGGAGGCGCGAAGCCAGGCGGUCGCCGUCGCGACGGCGUUUCCUCUUCCUCUGGCCUUCUUCGUCGAUCCCGAACGCCGCGCAACUUCUGCGUUCGAGUCGGCGAGGGCGGAGAACUUGCAGGGCGACAAGCAAGUCCUCCUCUCCAAAAACUGUCUCUUCAACGUCUUCACGUGGCUCAACGGCGGCGCGUCGUGGACAAACGUCCGACGCUGGGCGCACGCGAAACGCAUGCAGCUCGCUGAGGACGACUGGCCGCAGCAGUUCUUCAGUCUGCCGAGUCCGGCGAAAGGUGACAGCUUCGCAGAAGCCGAGAAAGAACGAGCAGAAGAACGAACUGGCGGCGAAGAGGUCAAGGCGAACAGUGCGUCCCGCGCUGCGGCGAAAUCAGAGUGGCCAGUCGCGUCCACCACCUCUCCGGCGGAGGACCUGGCGUCAAGUGGCAGUCCACGCGACUUGCAAAAACUUUCGCCUCUGCUGGCGGACUCUUCGCUGACGAAGGAGCUUCUGGGUGGCGACCGCGAGCUGGGGAACGCGAUGGACGGCGCGCGCGGGCCGCGGGGUCUAGACACCGCAAAGGGCAGAGCGAAGGACGAGGAGCGGCUGACGGCGAAGGACGCCGAAAGUCGGCAGGCGACGCUCCCAGGUGGGCGUGCGGCGCAUGGCGGCGGGGUCGGCGGCAGCCUGGGGACUGCAUGCGAAGAAGAACUGGACGAGCCGCUGUCGCCGCUGGACAUCGAGUCGAUCGUCGCAGACGCCUACGAGAGUUUCUCGGAUGAGGACGCAGAAGGCGAGGGCGACGGGGGCAAGCCGGGGAAACGCAUUCGCCUGCCGAAAAUUGGAGGUGUCUAUUACAAGCGCGAUGGAAACUACAAAGCAUGGGCGGCGAGCUGGCACAUCCAAGGCAAACGCACGCGCCGAUACUUCACAGUCAAGAAACACGGAUUCAGAAACGCGUACCUCAAAGCUGUCCGAGCUCGUCGAGAGGCAGAGAGACACGAAGGAAUCAGCGUGAAGCACCGCCACCACGCGCUGGUUCCUGGGCAUCCUGGCAAUAUGUUAGGCGCCUCCAAGGUGUGUGCAGAGAGCCACGAGGUGUCAGGGUUCCCGCACGGCGAUGAAGACAGCCGCCUCACGCGCGGCGGCGCCUCACAUGCAGCGGUUGCCCCCGGACGGGUGAACAGAGAGAGGUCUGUCGCCUUGGUUGAUCGCGCCACCAAGGACGACGAAGACGACGAGAGGGAUUUGCAGAGAGAGAAGACGGGAGCAGGUGGGGGCGAGGCUUGCAGCGGCGAGAGUGUCAAGGUGGCGCUGGGGACGCGGCACGAUAGCUUCAGCGACGGAUCUUGCCGAACUCUCGACAAGCUCUCGACGCAGUUCGAGCAAAAGCCGCGCGGCGGAGCCGGCGAGGAGGCCGAGCACCCGACGAGAAAACAGGGACAGGAAACGGGUGGGGUCGACGAGCCUCUUUCGCGCGCGGCUUCGAUCGUGGGCGGUCGCGAGGUCCGCCUCACCUCCGGGGUGUCUGUGCACCUCACGCCGCUGGAGCGCGUGGCCAAGGCCGUUGACGUCGACCUGAAGGAACUGACAGAUCGCGUUUCGCGGGCGGCGUUUCGUGGAGGCGACAGUCGCCUCUUCCACAGAACUGUGGAUAACUGUGAAGGCGAAGCAGAUGAGGUAGCACAGGGGCUCGACACCCACAGGGAAGAUGUUGACGUGACGCGCAACCUCGAGUUCGCGAUGGCCAGGGAGACCCUCGACGUCCUCCUCUCCGAUUUGUACAGCGUGGUCGCGAAGCUGAGUGGCGCGGGUCGAUGGACUUCGUUGGUCUCUCCCACGGCGGCGGAGGCGGAGCCCCUGGUGAGUGCCUGGGACCGCAGCGCGCGAGAAGAGAGGAGAGAGAAAUUCGAAGACACAAACGCCGCUUCCGAUGAGCCAGGCUACCCGACGUCGAGCGCGCAGAUCCACGUCGCGAUCCAGCUGGUGGUCAUCAAACACUACCUGGCGACUGUGAGGACGGCGAAUCGCGUGGAACAAAUUGCCCCCCUUUUGGCGCUGUUCGAGCCCUGCAUUAAACAAGGAAUGCUGCCCCACGAGUGUGCGCUUCCGCGACUCCGGUGGCUCGUUUGUCAACUCUGUCGAGCCUCGCUGCCUUGGCUGGACGAGAGCGACGUCCUCACCGACGCUCUGCUGUACAGACACCUCGAGGAACUGGUGGAGACGGAGGAGGCGGAGGCGCCGCAGGAGGGCGUUCCGCCUGGUGGCCAGAUUGUGUUUUCUGCGGGAUUUGCCGAGGGAAACUCGACGGUCGCGUCGCGGAAUGUCUUUACAGGGGAGUCGCGCGUCGCAGGGGGUUUCCGGACCGACUCGGAGAAGGAGAGUGGAAUAGAUGACCGUGACGAGGCGAGUCUCGCGGCGUUGAUUUGUUUGCCUGGGAAGGGCAAGAAGCUGCGCGAGGAAGCCGACGUGGAGAAGGACGACACAUCGGCGUCGCUGAAUUGCGAGUCUGGGAAGAAGACCGAGGCAGAGUCACAGCACUCGCGCUCGCCAACGGAAGUCGCGGCCAGCAGCGUCAGUGGCUCGGAGGGGAAGGACGGAAGCUCUGACAACGAGCGUUCAGGUGACGCAGACGACGCUACAGAGGGAUCUGAAAAAUGUGAAAAGACACGCGGGGGAGACCAACGGCGUGCGGCGCCGCGGACUUCCUCUGCGUCGACUGCCAGUGGAGAAACACCCGAAAAAUCCAAGAACCGGGGCAGCGACGCGUUGAAAGGCAAGAACGAAGGCGGCGCAACGGGAACUUCAGGGGAGCAGCGAGACGACGAGGACAGGGACUUGGAGAAUGUGGAGAUCUCGAAAGACACCCGAGCCGGGAGCGGCGGGAGGCGCCGGACAGGCGAACGCCGUGGCCAACGGUUUUGUGCGAGUGGCGGAGAGCUGCGAGUCUCUGAAGAGUCUCCGGACAGAGCGAAAACGGAGAAAUCCAAGGGUGAGCCAGUGCGAGACUCGUUGAGUCCAGAUGCCUCCAGUCGCCUCCCCUCUCGAUGCGGCACUCCUCCCCCUGCCGCCGCAACCGGCUCGUGCGCCACCGUUGAGAGCGACGUCCCUGCGUAGACGGGAGUUGAGACAGUGUAGCUCUCUCUGUAAAGCACCUGAUGGGUGAAGGAAGUUGGGCGCAACGCUGGCGUUUCUCUGACAUAAACGUGAC